GGGAGCGAGAGAGGAGGGAGGGAGCAAUUCAUCCGCAGUGGGAAGUGGCCGCGAGGAAGGUAACUAAUAAAUAAGCUCAGGCCCCCCGGGAAGAGGAAGGAGGUGAGGAGAUAGCAGUACCCUAGGGAGCGCCCAGGAUGGAACGAGGAGAAGGGAGCGGGCGCGGUGGUCUCGUCGUGUCAAAGCCGGUCAGACCUCACCUGGCAGUCCUGCCGCCCCGGCCCUCCGUGGAAGCGCUCUUGCGGAGCAGCGAUUUGAGCCGCAGCCCCAUGGGCGUGGUGGCCAAUUUCCUAGCUGAGCAGGACCCCGACUCCAGCUCCAUUUCCUUCACCAGCCUCCUGCAAGGGGCGCUCGCCUCGCCAUCGCCCAAGAUCCUCUCGCGCUUCAAGUCGUCGCCACUCGACUCGCCGCUGCUGCUCUCUUCUUCGGCGCUGGCAGAGCCAUCUCCUACCACGGGUUUCCAUGUCGUCAAUCCCUUGGCAUGGCAUCCUCCGCCGUCUCCACUGCCACUGUCUCCUUUGGGAGGGGUGUCUCACGGCCAACUUCUGGCACAAGUCCAGUCGCACGCGCAAGUGUUGCAGCAGCAGCAGCAGCAGCAGCAGAAGCCAGCGGACAGCAACAAGCAGGAGGAGGAUGACGAGCACGGGGAGCAGCAAGACGAGGACACGAGCGUUGCUCUGGUGCCUGCUGCUCCUGCGGUGACAAGAGCAAGCGCAAGCGCAUCAACACCCGCUCCAGAGCACGACGGCUACAACUGGCGCAAGUAUGGGCAGAAGCAGGUCAAGGGGUGUGACAAUCCGCGGAGCUACUACCGCUGCACGCACCCGGACUGCUCCGCCAAGAAGCUGGUGGAGCGCUCCGUGUCUGGAGAAACGACGCAGAUUGUGUACAAAGGCGACCACAGCCACUCCAAGCCGCAGAUGAUCCGGAGGCUGGCGGUGACCCGCGUGCAACCGGACGACGGCAGCAAGAGGACUCUGGUGCUUGUGCCCGGCGGCGCCACCCCCACGCCUGCCCAGCGCCAUGCCAGCAACAGCAACAGCAGCGACGUGGAGGAGGAGGAGGAGGAGCAAGAGGCGGAGGACGGGGAGGAGCCGGAUGCCAAGCGCAGGAGACGGGACGGGAUGAAUGCCUCGAGCAGAAGCAGCGGCAGCGGCAGCCGCGAGGCACCCGUUGUGGUGCACACCAACAGCGAAGUGGACGUGCUCGACGACGGCUACCGCUGGAGAAAAUACGGGCAGAAGGUUGUCAAAGGCAAUCCCAACCCAAGGAGCUACUACAGGUGCACAAACCCGGGGUGCCCCGUGAGGAAGCAUGUGGAGAGAGCAGCGGACGAUCCAAAGGCAGUCAUCACCUCGUACGAAGGCAAGCACGACCACGACACACCCGCUGCCAGGGGCGGCGCCGCUUCCACGUCCACCACUAGCACAAAGCUCCUCCCUGCUCCUCCUCUCUCCGCCUAGAGUACGGUAGCCUAGCUUACGCCUAGACUAACCAGCAAAAAUGCAGCAACCUAACUCUGGGGGACAGUUUAUAUAAAGUGAAAACCCUAAACCUGGGCCGCCUGGGUUUUAAAA
Molecule: messenger RNA, 1577 nt
Organism: Selaginella moellendorffii
Lineage: Eukaryota; Viridiplantae; Streptophyta; Lycopodiopsida; Selaginellales; Selaginellaceae
Product: WRKY transcription factor WRKY24
Exons: 5
Coding region: 138-1463 (441 amino acids)
Biological process (GO): regulation of DNA-templated transcription
Molecular function (GO): sequence-specific DNA binding; DNA-binding transcription factor activity
Source: RefSeq, a predicted model, not a curated record